GCGUCCCAUUUAAGCAACGAAUCCAUAAACAGUGGCCUCCAAGUAGUAUAUAAGUCUGUCUGGGGUCUCUCCAACUCUCUCUCUCUAUCCGAUACUCAAAACUCGUGAAAAUCACAGAGAGCAAGAAAGAAAGAAAGAAAUGGAGGACACUCUUGGUGCUUUGAGGUCUCUAAUGGCUUCUCACUCGCCAAAGCUCGACGCUUUGGUUGUACCUUCCGAAGACUAUCAUCAGAGCGAGUAUGUGUCUGCUCGGGACAAGAGACGUGAAUUUGUUUCUGGCUUCACGGGAAGUGCUGGUUUGGCACUUAUAACAAUGAAGGAAGCACUUCUGUGGACCGAUGGAAGAUACUUUUUGCAGGCAACAAAAGAACUUAGUGAUAAAUGGAAGCUCAUGCGUAUUGGAGAGGACCUGGCUGUAGAUGUCUGGAUGGCAGAUAAUCUGCCAAAGGAAGCAGCAAUUGGUGUUGAUCCUUGGUGUGUGUCAGUGGACACUGCACAAAGAUGGGAGCGUGCUUUUGCCAAAAAAGGGCAGAAGAUAGUGGAAACUACUAGAGAUUUGGUGGAUGAAGUUUGGAAAAAUCGACCACCACUGGAAAUUAAUCCUGUUAUUAUACAUCCAUUGGAAUUUGCUGGUCGUUCUGUCGUGGACAAGUUGAAUGAUUUGAGAGAAAAGCUCAUACAAGAGAAAGCUCGCGGAAUAAUCAUUGCAACUCUUGAUGAGGUUGCUUGGUUAUAUAACAUCCGUGGGACUGAUGUAUCCUACUGUCCAGUUGUUCAUGCAUUUGCUAUAGUAACAUCCAACUCAGCUUUUAUUUAUGUGGACAGGAGGAAGGUGUCUUCUGAGGUAAAUUCUUAUAUGGAGGAGAAUGGGAUUGAAGUUCGGGAGUAUGCAGCAGUGAGCUCAGAUGUGGCCUUGCUUGCAUCUAAUCAACUCAACGGAACCCAAGUUGAACUUAAGAAUGACAUGGAAAUCAAUCCUAGUGAGAUUGACAUAACACGAAAUGGUGCAGAGGAAACAGAAGAAAAUACUUUUGACCUCAUAUGGGCUGACCCUGGUUCAUGCUGCUAUGCUUUGUAUUCAAAACUGGACACUGAUAAGGUUCUUCUGCAGCCAUCACCUUUGGCCCUUGCAAAAGCUAUUAAGAACCCGGUUGAGUUGGAAGGCCUGAAAAACGCACACAUUCGGGAUGGUGCAGCAGUUGUGCAAUAUCUUGUCUGGUUAGAUAAUCAGGUGCAGGAGAUUUAUGGUGCUUCUGGUUACUUUUUGGAGGGGGUUGGAGCGAAUAAGAAAAAGCAUUCGUUUUUUGCAAUGAACUAUGGCAGGGAGUCCAGGAAGCUAACAGAGGUGACUGCAAGUGAUAAGCUGGAGGGUUUUAGGGCAUCAAAAGAGAAUUUCAGAGGCUUAAGUUUUCCUACUAUUUCAUCAGUUGGUCCAAAUGCAGCAAUCAUUCAUUACUCACCACAUGCAGAGACAUGUGCUGAGUUUGAUCCAGACAAAAUCUAUCUUUUUGAUUCGGGAGCACAGUAUCUAGAUGGAACAACUGAUAUAACACGAACAGUUCAUUUUGGAAAGCCUUCAGAACAUGAGAGAGCAUCCUAUACUGCAGUCCUCAAGGGUCAUAUUGAUCUGGGAAAUGCUCGAUUUCCUGAUGGAACGAAUGGUCAAGCCCUGGACAUUCUUGCUCGACUUCCUUUGUGGAAGGAUGGUCUUGAUUACCGACAUGGUACUGGUCAUGGAAUUGGGUCUUACCUAAAUGUUCAUGAAGGACCUCAUAUGAUUAGUUUCAGACCUCAGGCUCGAAAUGUGCCACUACAAGCAUCCAUGACUGUAACAGAUGAACCUGGAUACUAUGAGGAGGGAAAUUUCGGUAUAAGAUUGGAGAAUGUGCUUAUAGUCAAGAAGGCCAACACAAAAUUCAACUUCGGAGACAAGGAUUACUUGUCCUUUGAGCACAUAACAUGGGCACCGUACCAGAGAAAACUGAUUGACUUGAGCCUUUUAACUCCUGAAGAGAUAGAUUGGCUUAAUAGCUACAAUUUGAAGUGUAGGGAUAUUCUUGCCCCCUACUUGACUGAAUCUGAGAAGGCAUGGCUGAACAAAGCCACCGAGCCUAUAAGCGUUUAGGCUAUAUGGAAAAGUGAUCGGUGCUAAAGCUUGCCAUGUACGCAUUGAUUUUAAAAAUUUGCUUGAUGUACUUGUCAAAAAAUAAUUUGCUUGAUAUCUUAUGGACCCUAGUAUUCCUUA
Messenger RNA from Alnus glutinosa, 2245 nucleotides. Its product is annotated as aminopeptidase P1. The record is from RefSeq and is a predicted model, not a curated record. The coding region runs from base 140 to 2125 and encodes 661 amino acids. NCBI's taxonomy places the organism in Eukaryota, Viridiplantae, Streptophyta, Magnoliopsida, Fagales, Betulaceae. Gene Ontology annotation, molecular function: metalloaminopeptidase activity. The transcript is spliced from 16 exons.